This is a messenger RNA of Eutrema salsugineum, 1084 nucleotides long. RefSeq names its product ABC transporter I family member 21. The transcript has 6 exons. The record is from RefSeq and is a predicted model, not a curated record. Lineage: Eukaryota; Viridiplantae; Streptophyta; Magnoliopsida; Brassicales; Brassicaceae. Bases 97 to 960 code for a protein of 287 amino acids. Gene Ontology annotation, molecular function: ATP binding; ATP hydrolysis activity.
ACAGAUUUAACCGGAGGAGGGAAAAUCGCCGGUCACCGAGUAACAACAACACUCACAUCUCUCUUUCUCUCUCUGAUUGUUUUGAUUUCUCAGAAAAUGGCGGAGAAAGAUGCGACGCCGAGAAGCGACGGCAACAAUGACGGUGCGAUUAGGGUUUGCGGGAUGCAGUUUUCUUACGAAGCCCAGGAUUCUGUUUUCUUCGAUUUCAACCUCGAUCUCCCCGCCGGAUCUCGUUGUCUCUUGGUUGGUGCCAAUGGAUCUGGGAAGACGACUUUAUUGAAGAUUUUAGCUGGGAAGCAUAUGGUUGGAGGGAAGAACGUUGUACAAGUUCUGAAUCGGUCAGCUUUUCAUGAUACACAGCUUGUUUGUAGUGGUGACUUGUCUUACCUUGGAGGCUCAUGGAGUAAAACCGCUGGUUCUGCUGGUGAGAUUCCUCUUCAGGGAGACUUCUCAGCAGAGCAUAUGAUAUUUGGAGUUGAAGGGAUUGAUCCUGUGAGAAGAGAGAAGUUGAUUGAUCUUCUUGAUAUCAAUCUUCAAUGGCGUAUGCACAAGGUUUCUGAUGGGCAGAGACGCCGAGUUCAGAUAUGUAUGGGUCUUUUACAUCCAUUCAAGGUAUUAUUACUGGAUGAGGUUACUGUGGAUCUCGACGUUGUUGCUAGGAUGGAUUUGUUGGAAUUCUUCAAAGAAGAAUGUGAACAAAGAGGAGCAACAAUUGUGUAUGCAACUCAUAUUUUCGACGGACUAGAGACGUGGGCUAGUCAUCUAGCGUACAUUCAUGGCGGGGAGCUGAAACUCUCGGCCAAGCUAAACGAGAUCAAGGAUUUGAAAACCUCACCAAACUUACUCUCUGUGGUUGAGUCGUGGCUUCGCUCUGAAACCAAUGUCGAGAAGAAGACCAAGAAGAAACCUGUUGUUACCUCUCCAUUUAUGUCGUCUAGACAAAUGGCUUAUUACCGAUGAAUCAUCGUAACAUCAAUCUUUGAGACAAUCAGUAAAAGAAUAAGAGCAGUUCCCAUUUGUCAUUGUUAACUUUGUUGCCCUUUAAUACUCUCAUUCUAAUCUAUGAUUUAAAUUAAGAUGUCAC